Molecule: messenger RNA, 1306 nt
Organism: Poecile atricapillus (Black-capped chickadee)
Lineage: Eukaryota; Metazoa; Chordata; Aves; Passeriformes; Paridae
Product: RAD51-associated protein 1-like
Exons: 9
Coding region: 162-959 (265 amino acids)
Biological process (GO): interstrand cross-link repair; double-strand break repair via homologous recombination
Molecular function (GO): single-stranded DNA binding; double-stranded DNA binding
Source: RefSeq, a predicted model, not a curated record
CGGCGCUGCUCCUGGGGCCGCAGGACGCGCAGCGGCGGCGGCGGCGGGAAUGGCGCGGCCGGCCAGGAGUUCACAGAUGACACAAAGAUGGGAGGAGCGGCCGAUACCACAGAGUGCUGUGCAGCUCUUCAAAGGGACCUGGACCUGGACAGGUUGCAGAGAUGGGCAGAGAAGAAGUGUCUAAAAUUCAACAAAGGAACAAGAAAGUUGUUGAUUAUUCUCAGUUUGGGGAUUUGGAAGAUGAUGAUGAAGACUUUGCACCUUCAAGCAAAAAAUCUAGAACACAGCUCAAGGAGUCAAAGAAGGAGAAAAAAGAGAAGCCAAAAAAGCCCAGAGAAGUGACUCCAUCACAGACACUUAAUAAGAGGUUAUCCUUGGAUGACAAACUUUAUAAAAGAGAUUUGGAAGUUGCCUUAGCCUUAUCUGUGAAAGAAAAAUCUACAAAUCCCCAAGAGGUGAAAAAUUCAGAAGAACAAGGUAAGACUAUUGAAUCAGAAAAUACACAGAGGAGAUCCCCUUUUUCCAACUGCAGUGUAGACAGUGAACUUUUAGGUCUCAAUCAGGUUAUGGAUGAUGACACACCUGAUGGUGAUGGGAGGCAAAGGACAGCAGCAGACAAAGUUCCAGUACAUCACAUGUCAUUGGUAGUUGACAGUGAUGACAGACCCCAUGAUCUGGACUCUGAGCCAGAGUCUGUACCCACAUCGCCUAUAGUUUCUCCUUCCUGGAUAACAGAACAGAACUCUGAGCCAAGGCAGAAGGUGAUGUCCAGUCCCUCAGAAGCAGCAGGGAGACCUCUGCAUGCAUCAAGUCCUGUCACAGACAAAAAGCCUAAAUGGACACCACCAGUCCUCGUUUCCCCAUGGGAGUUGGGCUCAGUGUUUCUCUGUGGAGUGCCUGAAAAUGCCCAGGACACUGGGAGCAGUUUCCCAGUGUUGCUGCAGUUUGUGGCUGGGUAAUUAACCUGUGCACCAUUCCUGCUGCAUUGGCUCCCAGAGGGAGGAAUCCCUGGUGAGUGAUUUCCACGUGCCUCUGUAGUUCAGACCUUUUGGCACUCUCUUCAGAAUGCUUCUUUUGUUCUGCUAGGGAAAAUAUUACAAGACAACAGUCAUAUGAUAUUAUUUCCCCUUUUAACUUCUAAUACCUUAUUUCUGUUUUAAAAUCAUCUCCAGCUCUAUCAGGAAGCAGUAAUGUGAAAUGUGUUCCUGUUAAGUCACCUACUCAGUGCCUUAGACUUGGCCUCUCCAGACUGGCAAGAGUCAAACCUCUCCAUCCCAGUGCUACCAGCACAAAUGGCCAGUGAAAA